Molecule: messenger RNA, 1653 nt
Organism: Papaver somniferum (opium poppy)
Lineage: Eukaryota; Viridiplantae; Streptophyta; Magnoliopsida; Ranunculales; Papaveraceae
Product: F-box/kelch-repeat protein At1g57790-like
Exons: 2
Coding region: 17-1597 (526 amino acids)
Molecular function (GO): protein binding
Source: RefSeq, a predicted model, not a curated record
UGCCAAAGGCAGCACCAUGGCUAGUCUUCCCUUAUGGAAAAGUGCAAGAGGGUUUAAGAAGGUAGUGUGCCAAAUACUUGUGUUCCGAUUGGAUUUUUCCGCAAUGGAGUGGAAGGAGGUGAAUAGCUUGGGUAACCAUGUUCUGUUUAUUGGCACCAAAGGCACAGCUGUUUGCUCUGCAGCCGAGGCAGGGGUUGCACGAGGUUGUUUGUAUUUUGCACUUGAGGAAGAUCAAAGUUUGUACAAAUUCGAAGUGGAAAGUACCAGUAAUUUAGCUAUUUUGCCGUGUCUAAAUCUGCCAGCACCAUGGUUUUCCGCGGAUUGGAUCAUGAUCCCUAAUGGACAAAAAAAGCAGGAUGAUAUGGUGGGUAAAGAUGAACCAGAGAAGAACGUAACAAAGGCAGUGGAAGGUGAAGCACAUGUAUUCAGUAAUGAUGAAGGUGGGAAACAUGGUGGAGUAGAUAACGAAGGAGAUUUAGAGAAACCACGGCCUUGGUGUAUGCUUAUCGAAGACAUGGUGGAGUUUAUCGCAGACUGUCUCCAUCCAUUGGAUUAUGCCCAUUUUCGUUCAGUCUGUAAAACAAAUCUGGCAUUAAUGCCAAUGAGAAAGCUUACAUCCACUUGUGCCACUAGAGGCACAUAUCUAUCUCCUUGGCUGAUGUUUAGUAGAGAUCACAGAUGCGCCACCUUCGAUUUUGUGAACCCAAUGCAUAAUAAUGAGAAAUACUUCCUGAACCUCUCUGAUCUAGUGGGUGCUGUUAUCCGUUUUCAAAAGGGAGGUUGGCUACUGAUGUCUAAGGAGGAUCCGGAAACUACUUCAUUGUUCUUUUACAAUCCCUUCACAAGAGAGACCAUCAAGCUUCCAGAAUUGCCAAUUGAUGUGAUAUAUGGCUUUUCAGGUAUUUCAUUCUCCUCCUUACCAACUUCGUCAGACUGUGUAGUUUUUGCCAUUCAACAAAAAGGGUCUGACGAAGUCUCACUCUACUUCAUUAGAAAGGGAGAAGCAUUUUGGAGUCCUUUAGUCUUUAGUAAUACGGAUACCGAAAAGUACAUGUCAUUGCAUAACAUUCCAGUUAUGUGCAAUGGUGUUCUCUACAGUGUAGAUUAUAAUGGAGUGUUAGUUGUAUUUAACAUAGAGGAUAAUAGUUGGAAAGUUCUGGAAAACCCCCAUCAACAAUUUGGUGCAAUGUAUCCAAGUUUCCUAGUGGAGUGUGGAGGAGAGCUUUUUUUGGUGAAGGUAGAACGCUACGGAACUUUGUUUGGGAUUUUUAGACUGGAUUUCGACAAGAUGGAAUGGAUGAGAGUUGAAAAUCUUGGAAAGCAUAUGCUAUUCGUCAGCUAUACCUCAUGUAUCUCUGCAAUUGCACCAACUAGUCGCAUGGAGAACAAAGUCUAUUUUCCUAGAUUAUGUCUUAACGGUGAAGGAGUUGUAUUCUAUUCUCUAGAAACAGGCACUUAUUGCUCUUUUGGAAGUCAGCAUUCUGCCACAGAUUUUUAUGAUACCGAAGGCUGGUAUCUAAAUUGCACCUGGAUUGAACCCAACUGGGUGAAAUCCACAGCUCAAGAGCUAGAAUGGGUUAUGCCUCCCCCUUCCUAAAAAUUUACUAGCCUGUAUUUGCUGUAUUUGUCGUUCUAACUUCUUUUUUUUUCGUA